Messenger RNA from Elgaria multicarinata webbii, 1100 nucleotides. Its product is annotated as transcription initiation factor TFIID subunit 7-like. Lineage: Eukaryota; Metazoa; Chordata; Lepidosauria; Squamata; Anguidae. Gene Ontology annotation, biological process: RNA polymerase II preinitiation complex assembly; transcription initiation at RNA polymerase II promoter. The record is from RefSeq and is a predicted model, not a curated record. The transcript has a single exon. Gene Ontology annotation, molecular function: RNA polymerase II general transcription initiation factor activity. Gene Ontology annotation, cellular component: transcription factor TFIID complex. The coding region runs from base 114 to 1100 and encodes 328 amino acids.
CAGCGUCAGCGGUGCCGGGAUGGAUUGGUCUACUUCGACGGACCGGCUGGGCGGCUGUUUUUUUGAAUGGUACAAGUUUUUAUAAACGUUUGCGUGAAGCAAGAAGAUGAGCGAUGGCAUCUACAAAACAAAAGAUGAGCAAGAACAAGGAUGAUGCUCCCCCUGAGUUGGAGAGCCAGUGUAUACUACGGCUGCCUCUGGAAUAUGCUUCUACUGUGCGGAGGGCAGUUCAGUCUGGAAGCGUCAACUUGAAAGACAGGCUCACCAUUGAAUUGCAUGCGGAUGGCCGCCACGGGAUUGUACAAGUGGACCGUGUCCCAUUAGCUGCCAAGCUGGUGGACUUGCCCUGCACCACAGAGAGCUUAAAAACCAUUGAUAAGAAAACUUUCUAUAAGACUGCAGAUAUUUGCGAGAUGCUUGUGUGCACUGUGGAUGGUGAACUCUACCCCGCCCUGGAAGAACCAGCUACUGGUACUGACCCCAGAGCCAACAAGAAGAAAGAUAAGGAUAGGGAGAAGAAAUUCAUCUGGAAUCAUGGCAUUACUCUUCCACUGAAGAACGUGAGGAAGAGGCGGUUCAGAAAGACAGCCAAGAAGAAGUACAUUGAGUCUCCAGAUGUGGAAAAGGAAGUGAAACAUCUGCUGAGCACAGAUGCUGAAGCUGUCAGUGUCCGCUGGGAAGUCAUCGCCGAAGAUGAAACAAAAGAACCUGACAACCAUGGUUCACUCACAGGCCUGGAUAUUUCUUCUCCUGGAAUGUCUGGACACAAGCAAGGCCAUGGUUCAUCGGAACGUGAUGAACUCCAGGAGAUAUUUAAUGACAUCAGCAGCACCAGCAGCGAUGAAGAUGAGAGGGAUCACCAUGAUGACGAAGACUUGAAUAUCAUGGACACGGAAGAAGACCUGGAGAGGAGGCUGCAGGGCAAGCUGAGCGAAUCAGACAGACAGCAGCAAGAAAAUGAAGGGAGCAACCAGAUAGCCAUGGGAAUCCAGAAGCAGAUCGACAACCUGAAAGGCAAGCUGCAGGAGACCCAGGAUUGCAGGAAACGCCAAGAGGAGCUUAUCAUGAAAGUGGAGAAUCUGGCGCUUAAGAUGAGUUAA